This is a messenger RNA of Myotis brandtii (Brandt's bat), 3047 nucleotides long. Its product is annotated as protocadherin beta-7. The record is from RefSeq and is a predicted model, not a curated record. Gene Ontology annotation, molecular function: calcium ion binding. Gene Ontology annotation, biological process: homophilic cell-cell adhesion. Gene Ontology annotation, cellular component: plasma membrane. NCBI's taxonomy places the organism in Eukaryota, Metazoa, Chordata, Mammalia, Chiroptera, Vespertilionidae. Bases 194 to 2275 code for a protein of 693 amino acids. The transcript has 3 exons.
AUUGUUAAUAGAAAAUCUGGCCAGUCAGAAAGGAAGAGGAAAGGACACCGUGGUAACAGGAGCUGGGGGAAGUGGGGAUCCCUUCCCACACGCAUUGCUAUUAGAAGCUCAUUUCUAAGGAUUCCGUUGCUGCCAUUCUGAAAGCUGCUUGGGGCUGAGUGACAGUGGUUUUGAAAGACUGAUUAAAAGAAGAAUGGAGGCCAGAGUGGAGCGUGCGGUGCAGAAAAGGCAAGUCCUACUUCUUUGUGUGUUUCUGGGAGUGUCUUGGGCUGGUGCUGAACCGCUUCGGUAUUUUGUGGCGGAGGAAACCGAGAGAGGCACCUUUCUGGCCAACCUAGCACACGACCUGGGGUUGGGGGUGGGGGAACUUUCAGCUCGGGGAUCUAGGAUCGUUUCAGAUCAGAACAUGCAAUUUUUACUACUCAGUCCGCUUACUGGUGAUUUACUUCUAAAUGAGAAAUUAGACCGAGAGGAACUGUGCGGCUCCACAGAGCCCUGCGCGCUGCCUUUCCAGUUGUUACUGGAAAAGCCUUUGCAGAUUUUCCGUGCUGAACUAUGGGUCAGAGACAUCAACGAUCAUUCUCCAGUGUUUCUAGAUAGAGAGAUUCCCUUGAAAAUAUUAGAAAGCACCACCCCAGGGGCGGCAUUUCUCCUAGAAAGGGCGCAGGAUUCAGAUGUUGGAACCAACAACUUGAGAAACUAUACCAUCAGCGCCAAUGCCUAUUUCCAUGUUAAUGUGCAUGAUAAUGGGGAGGGGACUAUCUAUCCGGAAUUAGUACUGGACCGAGUGCUAGAUCGAGAGGAGGUGCCUGAGCUCAGUUUAACCCUCACCGCCUUGGACGGCGGCUCUCCGCCCAGAUCCGGGACCGCCCUCGUGCGCAUCCAGGUGGUGGACAUAAAUGACAACGUCCCUGAGUUUGUACAGUCGCUCUACAAGGUGCAGGUGCCAGAGAACAGCCCUGUUGGCUCCCUGGUUGUCUCCGUGUCAGCUAGAGAUUUAGACACCGGAAGUUAUGGGGAAAUAGUCUAUGCAUUUUUUUAUGCCACUGAAAGAAUUCUCAAAACGUUUCAAAUCAAUUCAACAUCUGGCAAUCUUCAUCUUAAAGCCGAAUUAAACUAUGAGGAAAUGCAAACUUACACACUAACUAUUCAGGCCAAGGAUGGUGGAGGGCUUUCUGGAAAAUGUACCGUGGUGGUCCACGUAACAGACAUCAAUGAUAACGCACCGGAACUACUCAUGUCAUCACUUACAAGCUCCAUUGCAGAAAACUCAGCCGAGACUAUUGUGGCUGUUUUUAGAAUUAGAGACAAAGAUUCAGGUAACAAUGCAAAGAUGGUGUGCUCCAUCCAAGAGGAUCUCCCCUUCGUCCUGAAGCCAUCAGUAGAAAAUUUCUACACCCUGGUAACAGAGAGACCGCUGGACAGAGAGAUGAGAGAGGAAGCAGAAUACAACAUCACCAUCACUGUGACUGACUUGGGGACCCCAAGACUGAAAACCCAGCACAACAUAACCGUGUCGGUGUCUGAUGUCAACGACAACGCCCCCGCCUUCACCCAAACCUCCUACACCCUGUUCCUCCGCGAGAACAACAGCCCCGCCCUGCACAUCGGCAGCGUCAGCGCCACAGACAGAGACGCGGGCGCCAACGCCCAGCUCACCUACUCGCUGCUGCCGCCCCACGACCCGCAGCUGCCCCUGGCCUCGCUGGUGUCCAUCAACGCGGACAACGGCCACCUGUUCGCCCUGAGGGCGCUGGACUUCGAGGCGCUGCAGGCGUUCGAGUUCCGCGUGGGCCACAGGCUGCUGGUGCUGGUCAAGGACAAUGGCGAGCCCGCGCUGUCUGCCAGCGUCACGCUGCACGUGCUGCUGGUGGAUGGCUUUUCGCAGCCCUACCUGCCGCUGCCCGAAGUGGCGGCCGACCAGGCGCAGGCCGACCCGCUGACCGUGUACCUGGUCAUCGCGUUGGCGUCGGUGUCGUCGCUGUUCCUGUUCUCGGUGCUGGCGUUCAUCGCGGUGCGGCUGUGCAGGCGGAGCAGGGCCGCCUGGGUGGGUGGCUGUUCGGUGCCUGAGGGCCACCUUCCGGGCCACCUGGUGGACGUCAGCGGCACAGGGACCCUGUCCCAGAGCUACCAGUAUGAGGUGUGUCUGAGGGGUGGCUCAGGGACCUCUAGCGAGUUUAAAUUCCUGAAGCCGAUUAUUUCUAAUCUGCAGUCCCAGGGCACAGGGAGGGAAGUGGAAGAAUAUCCUGCAUUUCGGAAUGAUUUGGGUUUCUGAUAAAGAAAGGAAAAUAAAUGCGAGUGUUGUGUCUGUGAAUACAUUCCUAAGAAAUUUAUCAUGUGUCACCGGUGGAAGAUUGCUUUCACAUUAUUUCAAGCAUUUUUAAAGCCACAGAAUUAGUUUCGUUACACAGCAAAGAACCUAGCUUUAGCCCUAAGCACCCUCUACAAAGCAUGGAAUUCAUGUGUCUAUUUGAUCUCUAACAGUUAUGCAUUCUGUGUAGUCUAUUAAGUAAUGAUAAAUGUUGUUUGGGAUGUUGUAAAUUAAUUUUCAUUUUCUUCAAACUUUAUUGCUUUUUUAUUUUCUGAGUUGAUUUCAGUGCUGUAGAUUUAUACUUGCCUUAAGUUUUAGAAGCACGGAUUAUACAGUAACUUUUGAAGUUUUUAAGACAGUACUUAGUAUACAUCACACACUAUUUUAACAUUUUUAAUCUUAGAAGUAAACCUAUGAGGAGAGGUAUUUUUGAAAUGGGCAAGUAGAUAUUUAUAGAGGUUCAAUAAAUUCAGUAAGAACACCAAUUAAUAAAUGGCAGAAUUGAGUAUCUUUCCUAAAUCUUUCUGCCACUGGGACCUUGCUAUGAUGCUGUACUCUUUUCUGGCAUUAGGUAUCACAUUGAAAGUUUCUCCAUAAUUAAGGAGAAGAAAUACUUUUCUCUUAUUCAUAUUCCUGUUUUGUCUUUUCUAUAAUUAGAAGUAAUAGUGUAUAUAUUGGCUUGUGGUUUUAUUUUCUUAAAAACUAAUAAUCCAGCUUUACUGAAUUAAUUAUUUAA